Molecule: messenger RNA, 4110 nt
Organism: Chlamydomonas reinhardtii
Lineage: Eukaryota; Viridiplantae; Chlorophyta; Chlorophyceae; Chlamydomonadales; Chlamydomonadaceae
Exons: 9
Coding region: 416-2983 (855 amino acids)
Molecular function (GO): protein binding
Source: RefSeq, a predicted model, not a curated record
CUAACGCCCGUGUGCUUCAUGGCAACAAUCUAUACAGUACUAUGCCUUUCAUUUGACCCACAACUCGCUUUCAAGGGCACUGGGAGCCCACCACAGUCGAUGUCGUCCACCAAAAACGCCAACUGCUGUCUGAUAUACACAUGCCUCAUGUCCGCAUGAUAUUGCUUGCCUCAACAAUGUUGGCAGGCCAUGGGUCGGCGUGCUCCAACGAUGUUUCGCAGCGUUGCCCAGGAGCCCAGGACUCGGCGUAUCCUCCUUAAGUUUAUCUGAAUGGCUGCAUCGAGCUGCUGGCUACCACUGGAGCGACGUCGCAGGUCGCAAGUCAUUCUACAGCUUUACUGAUUCUGGCGUGCUGCCGCCAGGGCAGUACGGCCGCCUCGGGCCGGCGGCGCCGCCAUCGCUGCUAUCGACAUCAAUGUCAGACGCCAGUGCGAAUGCCACGUGCGCAGCGCUGCUGCCCAAGCGGGCCGCUCCCGGCGGCAGCGGCAGUGGGAGCGGCGACGCAGCGCAGGGAGACGGGUGGUGGCGGCGUGGCGGCGCAGUGCUGCCGCCCUCUCAGCAGCUGGUGCGGGUGACGGGCAGCGUUCGGGAGGUGCGGGUGUGGGACGCGCUGAGCGGAGUGGUGCUGGAGGACCACAGUGGGCCGGUGACCUCCAUCAGCCUGGUCCAAGGCGCCUUAGUCACGCUGGCCAUGGGGGACGGACUCAUCGUGUACAAGUGCAACGGCCUCGACACGCCACCCACAGCCCCAGCAGGGUCCUCCACCUCCUCCGCCUCCAGCGCCCCUGGUUUGCCGGAGCAGGCGGGGCGUGGUGGAGGUGUCGGAGCAGGGGGGCCGCGGCCCGGCAGUGCCGGCCCGGGCGCGGCGGCUGCGCGGCUGCGGCAGGCGGUGGCGGCGCAUCGGCGGCCGCUGGAACCCGUAAUCUGCCUGCAGCCCGACACACGCCGCGCUUCAAGGGCGCUGUGCGUCUGUUCCCCCGCGCGCGCGGAGGCCAGCGCCAAGCGUCUCGCCACCCGCACGGCCAUUGACUGGGACGACGCGCAGCUGCUGCUGCAGUGCAUUUAUGACUACGCCCCGCACGCCGUGGAGGCGAAGAGCUUGGACGCUGCAGCCAUACAGAAGCUCACGGAGCUUGCCGCAAGGCUCGAGAACACCGAGCUCGUCAUCUCCAGCGCUCCGGGGAUGCCGCUGACCGAGCAGGAGCAGGUGCUGGCCGCGCAUGUGGACCUGCUCUCGUCCCUGGUGCACCUGCUCAACACCAGUCUGGUGCAGCCGCCCGCGCCCGCGCCCCAGGUUCCAAUGGCCUCAGCAAGCCCGCCCGCGCCUGCAGGAGCAGCCACAGCGGCAGCGGCAGCCAGCCUACCAGCAGCAAGAGGGCGGCCUGCGGCCGCGGGCGCUUCACGUACGCCGCUGGACGCACGACUCGAUGCCAAUGGGGACCCGAUUGAUGGCCUGGGUAGCGUGACAAGGACGAACAAGGCGGCGGCCGCCGCGGCCGCGGCGGCUGCGGCGGCGCUGCCGGUGUGGCUGGUGGCGACGGGGGGCGCGGACGGCGUGGUGCGUGUGUGGAACCUGGCGUCUGCGUCCGUGCUGAGCACCCUCAAGGGCCACACGGUGGGUGUGCUGUCCGUCAAGCUCGGCUACCUGCCCCGCGCCGCCGCCGCCGCCUGUGAUGAUGAGCUGCUGCCGCCAGACCUAGACGUCAGUGCGGCGGUGCCGCCGCCAGCCGCCGCCGCCGCCGCCGGCAAGGCGCUGCCGCCAGGGCAGUACGGCCUCGGGCUGGCGGCGCCGCCGUCCCUGCUGUUGACGUCAUUACCAGAUGCCCCUACUGGUGCCGCGCUGCUGCCCAAGCGGGCCGCUGCCGCCGGCAGCGUCGAUGCAGCACAUUUAGGCAGGCGUCGGCGCGGCGGCGCAGUGCUGCCGCCCUCUCAGCGGCUGGUGCGGGUGACGGGCAGCGUUCGGGAGGUGCGGGUGUGGGACGCGCUGAGCGGAGUGGCGCUGGAGGGCCACAGUGGGCCGGUGACCACCAUCAGCCUGGUCCACGGCGCCUUAGUCACGCUGGCCAUGGGGGACGGACUCAUCGUGUACAAGUGCAACGGCCUCGACACGCCGCCCACAGCCCCGGCAGCGUCCUCCGCCUCCUCCGCCUCCAGCACCCCUGGUUUGCCGGAGCAGGUGGGGCAUGGUGGCGGUGCCGGAGCAGGGGGGCCGCGGCCCGGCAAUGCCGGCCCGGGCGCGGCGGCUGCGCGGCUGCGGCAGGCGGUGGCGGCGCAUCGGCGGCCGCUGGAACCCGUGAUCUGCCGGCAGGCCACAGCGGCCGCCACCGCCGCCGCCGCGGCCAUGGAGAACAACAGCAUCCCCAAGGUUCUGAAAGACAACAACCUCAUCAUCGACGCCACCGAGCUGGGCAAGCUUAACACCAAGUCCGCCAGCUGCGCCGUCCAGCUGGCGACACCGGCCAUGGACGCCAUCGACUGUGUCCCGCUUCUCAAGGGCUGCCUGGGCUCGCUGGAGUUUAGCUUGAAGCCCGGCUGCUGGCUCGACCUGAAGAUCGCCAUCCUGGUCAAGGACAAAGGUUGGCGCUGGUUCCCCACCAGGCUGACGUCGCUGGAGCUGCUGGACAGUGCCUACAAUGGCGGGUUGCGCGGCCGCUUUCCCAGCGUCCUCACGAUGGCGGCCGCGUUGGAGGACUUCGAGAUGGGCAUCAUCACCAUCGAUAGCUUGGUGGGCGCACCAGACUCGGCGUCGACAAACCUGAGCGCGGUGAUCUCGCCCAAGCUAUCAAUGGUGACGAUGCCCAUCUUAAACUCCUCCAAGCGGCCGCCAUCUUUAGCACGCUGGGGAAGCGGCCGCGCAGCCCGCCGUCGUAGGCACUGUUUAGCAGCUCCAGCGAGGUCAGCCUGGCGAGGAACCAGCGCCAGCGCUUGUUGCCCCUCAGGAUGGCGAUCUUCAGGUGAAGCCAGCAGCCGGGCGUCAAGCUAAACUCCAGCGAGCCCAUGCGGCCCUUGAGAAGCUGGAUGCGGUCGACGGCGUCAAUGGCCGGUGUCGCCAGCUGGACGGCGCAGCUGGCGGACUCGACGUCGAGCUUGCCCAGGUCGGUGGCGUCGAUGAUGAGGUUCUUGUUCUUCAGAACCUUGCUGAUGCUGUUGUUCGCCACGACGGCGGCGGCGGCGGCAGCGGCGGCGGCGGGCAGGCCUGUGCACGGCAGGAAAAGACGUGCAAGGAAGGAAACAUUGCAGGCGUUACAGGAGGCAUGCGCUGGUCCGAUGGUCGCAAGGCAGCAGGAGCACGACGCAGGGUCAGCAAGAGGCAUGCGACACCAAUGGGUGUGUGUGGGCUGGAACCGCCAUAGCACCUAGGCGCGCCCGACCCACAUCCCUUCCCUCACCCACACAUCGAACCCAGAUGCACCCGAUGGCGUCCAUGGCCGGUGUCGAGAUGUGGUGAACGACGGGCAUUGAAAGGACGAACGAACCGACGUUAUGGCAACGGCGCAUUGGCUGCGAGAGGGCGUUAUGUCAGGACUGCGUUCAAACAUGCACAGCCCACGUAGGCUGAGAUGCGAUGAAUGAUACUGAGUGUAGGACGGGCGGAAGACGGCUGCUUCAUAACGUUUCCCUUGUGUGAAUGCGGGGUGGGCGGACUGGCGGCGACGCCGUAUGGCAAUGUGAGGCUGUAGCUGUGUAAGAUCGUGCGGCCGUGUGGCUUGGAACGCGAGUGCUUCUUAUUGUCCGCGGGAUCUCACAGGAGCCGCAGUGUAACGCAACACGCAUGACUGCGUGAAGAGGGACUCAUUGGACCAAUCAAUGUUUGGGUGGUGUGGGGCGUGUGCCCCUUCGGCUGCGGGUUGCUUUCCUGGACUGGCCACACGGGUGCACACGAAUAAACGUAUCCAGAAUGCAUAACCAAGCUGCCAUGAUCGUGGCUGGCGUGCGUGUGUCAGGCUAAGUCGAUGUGAGCCCCGGAGGGCAGCAUGCAUGGCGGGCAGCUCAUCCCUGAGCGGAUCACAGGCACACACGAGGAUCAUUUGCAGACCGUAUGGCGACGAACGCAAUGCUGUCUUCUGCUGUAUCAGGAAGCUCAGCGUUGCCAUGUAACUUUCGGUGUCA